AUGACAGAUGUGAAGGAGACGAAUGAGAGGCACGAGAAAGAGGGAACGACAGAUAGCCCUGGAUAUAACCAAAUGAUGGGGAUCUUCUAUGAAAAGCACGUUUGCAAGACCUGCUGGCCAAAGGCGAUGGAGGCGGCCUUUGCAGUCAUGAUGAUUGGACCAUUAGAGUUCGCCGUUGCGAGCACGCCGAGGUCACGGUCGUAUCUGGAUCAGAUUCGCACAAUUGCAACUCCUACUCUCCUCUCCUCACCAAUGGUGUCAUGGAUGAAGCGCAGUCAUUUCUUCCGGAGAAUCUCGCAUAUGGGGUAG
This is a messenger RNA of Suillus plorans, 309 nucleotides long. RefSeq lists its product as uncharacterized. The transcript is spliced from 2 exons. Lineage: Eukaryota; Fungi; Basidiomycota; Agaricomycetes; Boletales; Suillaceae. The coding region runs from base 1 to 309 and encodes 102 amino acids. The record is from RefSeq and is a predicted model, not a curated record.